AUGGAGCACUCGGCGAAGCGGCGCAAGCGGUUCGUGCGGAGCAAGAACGGGUGUCUGACCUGUCGUCAGCGCAAGGUCAAGUGCGACGAGCGCCGGCCCGUCUGCGAUCGAUGCGAGGCCGAGGAGCGCCAGUGCCUGGGCUUUUCGGGCCCGCCAAGGCCCAAGAUCGCCGAGUUAAUGGCCCCUCAGGCACCGUCGGAGGGAUCACGGACGAGCCAUUCACCACAGUGGAGCAGCGAGGCGCCGCUGAGCGUGCCGAGCACGCCGCUUAGCGCACCGACGCAGCCAGGGCAGCCGCAACCCAUGCUGUACCUUGCGCCGGGUGACGCGACAUUUGACAGCAUCGUUGCCUCGCUCAUGACGCCGAUGCCGUCCGACGACGACGACGCCUCGCGGCAGCUCCUCGACUGGAUGUCGGCCGUCAUGAUGGAGCAGGCGCCCGUGUCACGAAAGAGCGGCCCCGGCGGCGGCGGCGGCGGCAGCAGCAGCGGCAGUGGCAGCGGUGAAGGUUCAGGCCACGUGCUGCCGGCGACGAACCUGCAGCAGCGCCUGCGCAGCCUGUGCACGUCAGAAGUCCAGCUCGAGGCCGUGUCCCGGUUCUUCAACUUUGUCGUCCAGAUCUUCCACCUGAUCCCCGCCGAGGCGAGCCUGUGGCGCAAGGUGUUUGGCGAGCUGUGCAUCGACAGCACCCUCGUCCUCGACCUCGUCACCGCCGUCGGCCUCGUCUCCCUCUCGCUCUCGGGGCCCACGAACCGGCGGCCGGCGGCAUACGCCUACCUGUCGCGCUCACUGGCCACGUGGCAGCGGCUCAGUGCGCUCCCUGCGCGCACGGCGCUCCAGACGCUCGAGCUGCUUGCGGGUGCGCUCCUCGUCGGCCACGUCGAGCAGUUUGACAGCGGCGUCGGCCAGCACACCAACGGCUGCAUUGCACGUGCCAUGCGCGAGGUCCUCGACGUGCUUGCCUCGUCGGCGUCUUCGUCGUCGUCGUCAUCAUCGUCUUCCUCAUCCUCGUCGCCAUCACCGUUACCCGUCGACCAGGGCCCCGACUCGCCGUUUCGCUUCCUGGUCCGGCUGCUGCUGUGGUGGGACACGCUGUCGCGGACCAUGGGCCCCGGCUCGGCCCCGCUCGACGCCGCGCCCCUCUUUGCCGCCGCCCGGCGCUGGGACUCGGACCCGGCCGAGGGCUGCAUGGCGCUGACCCAGUGCGUCUGCAGCUGGCCCCUCGACCUGCUCGAGGCCGUGGCGAGGAUCACGCGCGCAGCUCGAAGAGGCAGCGGCAGCGGCGACGACGACGACAAGACGGCCGCGCGGAGCAUCGAGAACCAGAUCAAGUCCUGCCGGCCCCGGAGCAUCACCGAGGACAGCUUCGCCAUGGCCGAAAAUCGGUACCGCAUCUUUGAGGCGCUCCAGGCCGGCGUCGUCGUCUACUUUUGCCGCGUCUUUGGCUUCGAGGGCCGCAGCGAGGCGCAAAAGGUCGUCGGCUUCCUCACCCGCCGCUGGGCCCACGACGAGGGCGGCCGCCAGCGGCGCCAGGCCGAGCGCGGCGCGUGGCAGGAGCGUGCGCCCGACGGCGCCCUCCUCUGGUCCUACCUCCAGGCCGUCUCGGCGCUCGUCGACGCCGACGAGCAGGCCGCCUGCCGCUCGACGCUGCACAACUGGGCCUGCUUUGGCGACUGCGGCGCCAUUGCCACGGGCAUCGACCUCGUCGAGGCCAUCUGGAAGCGCCGGUCCCGCGGCCCGAGCCAGCAGACGUGGGAUGACGUGCAGCGCGAGGCCCGGUGGGCGCAGCUUCUGAUCUUUUAG
Molecule: messenger RNA, 1803 nt
Organism: Acaromyces ingoldii
Lineage: Eukaryota; Fungi; Basidiomycota; Exobasidiomycetes; Exobasidiales; Cryptobasidiaceae
Exons: 3
Coding region: 1-1803 (600 amino acids)
Biological process (GO): regulation of DNA-templated transcription
Molecular function (GO): DNA-binding transcription factor activity, RNA polymerase II-specific; zinc ion binding
Source: RefSeq, a predicted model, not a curated record